This is a messenger RNA of Candida tropicalis MYA-3404, 2454 nucleotides long. RefSeq lists its product as uncharacterized. Gene Ontology annotation, molecular function: structural constituent of nuclear pore. The coding region runs from base 1 to 2454 and encodes 817 amino acids. Gene Ontology annotation, cellular component: nuclear pore inner ring; nuclear pore. Lineage: Eukaryota; Fungi; Ascomycota; Pichiomycetes; Serinales; Debaryomycetaceae. Gene Ontology annotation, biological process: nuclear pore organization. The record is from RefSeq and is a predicted model, not a curated record. The transcript has a single exon.
AUGGGAAUUGGUACUUCCAUGAGUCUCGCAUUGACCACUCCAAAGACUAUCUUUGAUUUUAUCUAUCAUCCAAAGAAUCUUGGAACUCAUGGUGCGGUUGAUUUUUAUGAGAUUAUGUUAUUCCAUUUAUCAAGCGUUGUUCAAAUUGCACUUUAUGUGGGUUGUGAGAACAAAAUUUCCCUUAAAGCUAUUUCUAUUUUGAAAGGAAUCGGAAAGUCUAAGUUCUUUAUCACCAAAGUUUCUAGUUCCAGUGCACCAUUAUUAAAUAAUGAUCGUUUAAUUACUACCUUCCAGAAUAUCGAUGAAUCUGUUAAAAUUCAGUAUGCCUUCAUUGACAAAUUUGAAGAAUUGGAGGACACUUUGGACUUGAGAUUUAAGAUCCUAGAGUUUUUGUUAGAAAAUCUUAAUCAAUCAGAUGGGCGUGUUGCUACUGUUGCGCACUUUUUGUUGGGAUACAAGAUAAGAGGUGAUAUAUUAGAUUUGAAUAAUGAUCCGGACAAAAAUACCCUUUUGAAAUCUUUGUUGAGUACUCUAAAUGUCAGUCUUGAGUUGAUAUCUGAAAUUGAUUACAACAAUGGUAAUAAUCAUAUCAUAGAUGUUGGUCCAGCAAAACUUUCUUCUUUGAUUUUGGAAAUCCUUAUCAAGUUGAGCAAGGAUCAUAUAUCAUCAUUGGUUACAUUAAAUCGAUUACGUGAAUACGAUCAAUUGUUUGAAAGAUUAGUUAAUUGUCAGCCAAAGCUUGAUUUGAACACUUUGUGGUGUGGCCACGCAUUUAACGGAGAUUUACAAAGUGAUAUCAGCAAUUACUUCAUUGAAGAUCAAUUGAGUACACAGACGUUCUUCUCGUUUAUUAAUCAGAGAAAUUUAAUAUUGCAAUAUUUGUCAUUGGAAUUUCACAGUGUAAAAUCGAUGACCAAGAAAGAGUAUUACGUUAAUAUCUUGACCAACGAUAAAGAAUUCUUGAAUCGUUCCCCAAAAGUGUUGAGUUUUUUGAACAUUUUGAAUUAUUCGUUCAAAAACUUUGAAGUACAGAAGUUUGAGUGGUUGGACCGCAAGUUCAACAUGCCUUUGAUUUUGGAAGAAGCUAAUAAGAACAAGAAUGGUACUUUGGACUUUAGUGUGAUGAACAAAGUUUUCAGAAUUUUGUGCCAAGCUUCUAGUUUAGCAACCCCUGAGUCGAGACAAUUAUUUGCCGAGGAAAUUAUGGUUGAAGGUAGCAAAAUUUCAGAAUUUGUGGCAAAAUACCUGGUUUCCACGGAUUUGAAAGAAAUCCAAUUGAAGUGUUUGCAUUCUUGGUGUCAGUUGAUUGAGAUUUUAAUUACUGAUAGUGGAUUGGAUUCCUCUGAGUUUAUUUUGGAAGUUCUUCAAGUUAUUCUUCCAAAAGUCAAUGAUUAUUAUGAUGCGGAUAUUCUGUUUUCUGAAGAGUUGGUAUCACUUUGUGUAUUGUUAUUCGACUUGUAUGACCAACUGGCGCUUGCAAAUAAGAAGGGUGAAGAGUUUACUUUGUCAAUCGAAAGAUUGAUUUCUUUGUUCCAAACCUGUAUUGCUGGUAUUCUCAACUCAAAUUCUGCUCCUAACUUAAGAUCUGACUUGUAUGUUGUGGGUAAUAAGUUUUUGUUGAAAUGCAUUGCCAAUGAAUCAUUUUUGAAGCAAAUGGUUACUAUUAUCAGGUCGGUAGAUAAGAAAUUUUUCCAAGUUAUUUGUAACGACGCAAUCUUUUCCGAAGGUUCAUCUAGAAUUACUUCGACUUUAUUUUUGGAAUCAUUGGUUCAUUUGGGUACAUUGACUAAUGUUGAUUUUAUCUUGAAAGCACUUACCAAGAAUAAUGCGUUGCUGUUGCUUGUUAGAUCUGUCAAGAGAACUGAUGCCAUGCUUAGCUUGUGCCAAGGAAAGAAUUCCGGUGUCACUUUAGAGAACUUGGUAUUUGAUUUGACUGCUUUCCGAGCCACGUUAUAUUUUUUUAUUAGAGUGGCCAAAACCAAGAAUGGUUCUUUACAGUUGAUUCAAAAUGAAUUGUUUUCAAUUUUAAAGCAAUCAAACUUUUUGCAAAUCGACCCAGAUUUAGGGUUGAAUUUGAACAUUGAAGAAGUAAGUGAUCAUAAAACAAUCAAAAUCAAUGUUUUAUUAGACACUCCACUUUCAUUGUUGGAUAUGGUUGAUGCUAGCAAGUUGAAAAGCGAGAAUACAAUUUCAUACUUUGAAUUUCUUAUACCUAUUUUCCAAUUGAUUGCAACGGUGUUGUUAUCAAUGGGACCAAAUUACCAACCAGCUAGAAUCCAAACGAGAGAGCUUAUGAAAGGUAUUAACCGUUUAGUUGUUGGUGUUUUGAAGAGAGAUCUUUUGGUAGAGGACAAGAAAGUUGGUAAAGAAUUGUACAAAGAAAACAGUUCCGAGUUGGAAUUAUUGAAGGAAAUGGUUAAAUUGUUUACAUUGAUUGAUUCUUUAGUAAAUUGA